CUGAAGGUUGCUUCAGGGCACAUUGUGAAGGAGAAAUAUUUGAAAGAUGGAAAGUUUUCCAUUAACAUGGAAGAAUACCUACACAAAGAUUAUUGUCGGGUAUAUAUCGAAGAGCCAAUAUGGAGAAUGCACUGCUCCCGUGUCCCUUAGUCGACGAUUCAUUGAUGACAGUAGGUCAAGCUGUAAAUGGUCAUGUGGCAUGGCCAAAAGACUAUCUUACACCUGUUGGGAAAUAUUUGACACAACCACCCACCAAGAAACUUCAGAAGCAACCCGUGAAGAAAAGCUCUGAAGAUUUACUCGGUCCUCCAACACAGCCUCUAAAACACCCUGGGAGGCCGAGUAAGGCAAAAGUUAAUGCAAAGUAUGCCCAACCACGCCAAACUUCUUCCAUUAUUGCAUUUUGGAACUUCGUCAAAAGGUGGCCCAAGUCAUCCAUGCUCCAAUUCCAAGUCCAGAAUGAGCUAUUUGGGGUCGCAGAUGACUCUUUUUGGCUUGCUAAGAGUGAUUCAAGAAUUGUGCACCAUGCAAUACUUGGGAGCCCAACAAAUAGGAGUUUGGUGCAAGUACCUUAAAGAAAGACUGUUGGACAUGGGUGGGUUGAAUCGAGUUUAUGAAUUUUGAAUCCGGGUGCGAUUGCCACCGAUGCAGGGGAUGAGAGUAAUCGUUGCCAAGCACUAGUCGCUCGAAUGACUAGGAUGACUAAUUCAGAGAAAUGGCUUAUUGCCCCAUAUAAUAAUAGGAAGAUGUUUCACUGGAUGCUUGUAGUCAUCCAGCCAAGUACGCAGACGGUGGCGUACUUGGAUUCAGGCAACGACGAAAUCCCAGAUGAUUUGAACUUUAUUAUAUCCACG
This is a messenger RNA of Cannabis sativa, 854 nucleotides long. RefSeq lists its product as uncharacterized. The record is from RefSeq and is a predicted model, not a curated record. NCBI's taxonomy places the organism in Eukaryota, Viridiplantae, Streptophyta, Magnoliopsida, Rosales, Cannabaceae. The coding region runs from base 120 to 575 and encodes 151 amino acids. The transcript has 4 exons.